UGGAAAUUCUCAGUCACUGUUUUUUGUUGUUCCCGCCUUUUUGGUCCUCGGUCGGUGCGAUCUGUCUGGGCCACCACUCGAUACUUUUCUUUUUGGGUCGUCCCUGGACUUGCAUAGCUUCUGAAUAAAUAAAUGGCAACAGCCACAGCGGCUACUGAAUCGUCAGCAAUGACCGCGACGCUGAAACCGCUGCAGCAGCAGCAACAGAAGCAGAAGCAGCAGCCGGGCCAUGCACUCUUGCGCUCGCUCAUUGGCGGCGUCUCGUGUGCCGUCGCUUCAGUGAUUACCAAUCCGCUGGACGUGGCCAAGGUCAGACUGCAAGGCCAAAUCACAGCGACCAUCCUGCUCACACCUCCUCGCUCGGCAGCAGCAUCACACGCUGCUCCACUGCCGCCACCGCCGCCGCUCUACAAUGGGCUGAUUCGUGGGAUGCAGACCAUUGUGCAGCAAGAGGGUCUGCGAGGCCUGUUCAAAGGAGUCACUCCCUCCAUCUUGCGAGAGCUCACGUACGGCUCCAUUCGCUUGGGACUGUACGAACCGCUGCGAAACGAAUUCGCAGCGCAGCUUGGAUCGCAGACACUGGCCAUGUUCACGGCCGGAAUUGUCAGUGGAAGCAUCGCCAGCGUCGUCUCCACGCCAACGGAUGUGGUCAAGACGCAGAUGCAAAGUCAUGCGGCCGCAGCUGCAGCCAAACAGGCAGCAUCGGCAGCGGCAGCGGCAGCGACGAAACCUACCGUCCUGCCAACCGUCCUGCCAACUGUAGGCACUGCUAUCACUACCGCUACAGCUCCCACGCACAUCCAUGUCGUGCCUAUUGCAACAGCUCAUCCUGCCGCUGCUGCUGCUGCCGCCGGCGGCGUCUUGCCAGUGUACACACAACAGCCUGCCGUGCACACAGAAACGGCCGUUCGUGCGCGCGCUACUGCAGCAGCCGCUGGUGCUUUGCCCACCGUGACGCGCACACCAUAUAAACACACGCUGGACGCUUUCGUUCGAAUUGCACAAGAGGAAGGCAUUGCCGGGCUGUGGCGGGGAGUCGGGCCAAACGUCAUUCGCGCUGCCAUCGUCUCGUCGAGCCAAAUCGGCACGUACGACCUGGUGAAGAACGAGCUGCUGCGCAAACAACUCGGCAUGCCAGAAGGCUUGACGCUUCACUUUGCAGCCAGCCUCGUCGCCGGACUGGUCACCACAACAGCCAGCACGCCUGCGGACUGCGUCAAAACCCGCGUCAUGCAAGACCGCGAGGGCAAAUACCAGGGCUCGAUGGACUGCUUCCGCAAGACGUUGCAACAAGAAGGGCCUCGAGCCUUCAUGAAGGGUUGGGUGCCUGCGUGGUUGCGACUCGGCCCUCACACGGUCAUCACGUUCAUGCUGAUUGAGCGCCUUCGGUUUUGGUGCGGCUUGAAUUCGUUGUAGUAUCAUGGCAUGCACGUUCCCAACUAUUUAUCAAUGUACUUGUUGAAAAUUGCGA
Capsaspora owczarzaki ATCC 30864 is the source of this 1471-nucleotide messenger RNA. RefSeq names its product uncoupling protein 2. Bases 133 to 1416 code for a protein of 427 amino acids. The record is from RefSeq and is a predicted model, not a curated record. The transcript is spliced from 3 exons. NCBI's taxonomy places the organism in Eukaryota, Filasterea, Ministeriida, Capsasporidae.